CACACUUGUCAGCAAAGCGCCGGAAUCCAAACCACGCACCGCCGCCUCGGCUAGCUAACACGUACACUAGCAGUGAUCCCCAUGGCAAUGCUGCCGCGUCCAACAGCGCUCGUCGCAGCGGUGGUGGUGGCGGCGGCGCUGGUGCUCGGGAUGGCGUCGGCGCAGGGGCCGGCCGCCGCGCCCGCGCCGGGCCCGGCGCCCGGGAUCAGCGACGAGUGCUUCAACGCGGUGCUCAACAUGUCGGACUGCCUGACGUACGUGACGGCGGGCAGCAAGGCGCGGCACCCGGACACGCCCUGCUGCCCGGAGCUGGCCGGGUUGCUCGAGUCCCACCCCGUCUGCCUCUGCCAGCUGCUGGGCGGCGCCGCCGAGUCCUACGGCGUCAGCGUCGACUACAAGCGCGCGCUCGCGCUCCCGGGGAUCUGCCGCCUCACCGCGCCGCCCGUUAGCGCCUGCGCAGCUUUCGGAUUCCCUAUCCCCGAGGGAUUGGUGCCUACUGCGGCGCCCAUGGCAGGCCUCUCUCCAUCUUCUAUCGGCCCAGAUGUGCCUGCCAACACGCCGACGGGCUCAGCCAAGUCCCCCGCGGGACGCGUCACCGCCGCCGGAGGCCUCGUCGCCCUCGCCGCGCUACCCGUCGCGGUCGCGGCCGCCGGGAUCAUGUUCUAGAGCAUCUACCGGUCGUCUUAGACUUUGUGAUUUCUUCGUCAUCAUUCUUCUUACAGCACACACAUGUUUGUGCAUUAUGGUACUAGUUCGUUAAUUCACGUACAAACAGCUAGCUGUUCCAGG
Molecule: messenger RNA, 789 nt
Organism: Zea mays
Lineage: Eukaryota; Viridiplantae; Streptophyta; Magnoliopsida; Poales; Poaceae
Exons: 3
Coding region: 82-666 (194 amino acids)
Source: RefSeq, marked validated